CACAUUCCGUAACGCCAACUGCCGAACCCUCAUCAGCCCGCGCCCGCUGGAAGGGACGUUCGCUCAACAUGGCUCCCAUACCGUCCGACGAGUUUCAACUCAAUAUCACCCCUUUGAAGCUUUCAGAGAUCCCAGAUGAGGCUACGAUCCUCGAGAAGGGCAAAGCGAUUCUAGACAGCACGGGGUCCUGGAAGCCAGGUAAAUCGUUCUAUCAUGGCACGGUCAAGACGAUCUCUCGCCCCAAGGAGGCAGGGGACGGGGCUCCGUGGCAUGGUCGUAUCAGCGAGCAUACUCGAGAAGAUGCCACCUUCGACGAGUUUUGGUCGAAACUUGGUGUCGACAAGGCUGAGAACGAGAAGAACUACAUUGCCGACAUCAAGAAGGUUGCGAAAGUCAAGGAAAUCUCUCCUAAUAUGAUUGUCUGGACGCUAUAUUACACCUUCCCUCCUCCCGUGUCCCCUAGGGUCUUCACGGUCGUGCAGAUCACUCAUUUGGAAUCAACUUCACCCCGAUCAGGAUGGAUAAUAUCGCUCCCGGUUGACUUAUCGUCUGAACCAGAGCUGGCGAAACUCGAAGAGAAGGGUGUCAAAGGCCGCUACGUGAGCGUAGAGAGAAUCCUGGAGCUCCCUGAUGGCAAGGUGGAAUGGCGUAUGGCCACGUCGAGUACUCCAGGCGGCAGCAUACCGACCUUUGUCGCCGAACGAUCUAUGCCUGGCAAGAUAUCAGACGAUGUGCCCCACUUUCUCAAGUGGUUUCACUCUAUCCGGGCGACGCCCACGAUAACCGUCACGGAUCCUACGCCCACCGGCACGGCAUUUCCAGCAGAGCCCAGCGCUACCUAGUUGACUACGGUCCGUACCCUCCCUUACACCGAUUCGCAUCUGCCUCGAGCGCAAUUGGACAUACAUGGACAACGGAGCCGAUACACGUAUGCGCAUCUGACUCUUUACUCAAUGUGCGCAAAAUACCAUCAAUUGGACUUGGAUUGGACUGCUAUAUGAUUGCUUACUUGUUCGAUGAGCACCAAUUUUUCAUAUGGUGAUAUGUUCGCCUUAUAUGGUAACUCCCGAGCGCUCGAGUUGCGACCGCACACACACUCUCGGGCGCAGCUCACGACGGAUGACAGCACCGACGCUUC
Punctularia strigosozonata HHB-11173 SS5 is the source of this 1138-nucleotide messenger RNA. RefSeq lists its product as uncharacterized. The transcript has 5 exons. The record is from RefSeq and is a predicted model, not a curated record. Bases 69 to 842 code for a protein of 257 amino acids. Lineage: Eukaryota; Fungi; Basidiomycota; Agaricomycetes; Corticiales; Punctulariaceae.